GACGGAUGCCCAAAUCUUUUAAGACAUUACAAAGCCCAUACUUCAGUUAUUGUUCAUGUGUUAUUGGAAAUCGGUUAAGUCACGUUUUAUGCCAUCCUCCAUUCUCCAUUACGAAAGCGACAUACCGAUAUACAUGCUGAUAUAUAGGUACAUAAAAGUAGGUAGGGCAGCUGAGUAGUUUGAAAAAAAAACAUCCGAGCUUCUCUACAUUCCAAUCCGUUCUCUCAUUCGGCAUCAUCCGAAAACAUACGCCAUAUGCCAUACGCCAUACAUCAAUAUCUACCACGUUAGGUACUUGAAAGGGCAACAGGCUAUAGGCAACUUUAAAGCACAUUUGCCUCCUAUGCCAAUAAAGACAAACCUUGCUCGAGCGCGCCGCCGGAAUACUCACAAAGGGAAAACAAUGGCGUCCUUGAGCUUCCGUCUUAACCCUACUUAUCCAAAUCAAAAUAAUCAGGAUGAGACGUUGAAUCAAAAUGACAACGUUACUUCAACCAUGGCCAGUUCAGCGGCUUACAGAGAUCAGAAGCCUGAGAUUCCUGACCUGUUUACAAGUCCGCCCCCAAUUCAAGACACGCUCUCAACCAAGACUUCUACUUUACAAAAUGAGACCGUGGAUGAUUGCUUACCAUUCUUAACUGCCGAGGUUGAACACUUGCAUUAUAACCAGUAUGGUAUACCACACCUCGCUCGAGAACGACAUAUCAAGUUUCUUCGGAAGCAUCUAGAGAGACUUCCGGGUCGUUAUGUAGCGUUAGAUGCAAGCAGGCCCUGGAUGCUUUACUGGUCCCUCAACGGCCUAGCUAUCUUAGGCGAGGACGUUUCUUGCUACCGUGAUGCCCUUGUCGAGACGGCACGUUCCAUGCAAAACACCAACGGAGGCUUCGGGGGAGGUAUCGGUCACGAAUCCCAUCUAGCUUGUACCUAUAGCAUGGUAUUGGCCUUGUCCGUGGUUGGAGGAGAAUCUGCGUAUGAAGUUAUUGACCGGAGAGCUCUUUGGAAAUGGCUUUGUGCCUUGAAGCGGCCGGAUGGGGGCUUCCAGAUGGCUGUCGGCGGUGAAGUCGACAUAAGGGGAGCUUAUUGUGCAGCCGUAUUAGUUACUCUACUUAACCUUCCUCUCGACUUGUCGUCCGACUCUCCGGCCUGGACGACCGACCAACCAAACUUAUUCUCUGGUUUAGGGGACUAUGUACGCCAAUGCCAAAGCUUCGAAGGCGGAAUUUCGGCGCAACCAGAUGGUGAAGCGCAUGGAGCUUAUGCUUUCUGUGCUUUAGGUUGUCUAGCAAUCCUCGGUGCUCCUCAUCGUACCUUUGCCAGAUACCUUGACGUCCCACGGCUAAUCUCUUGGCUCUCAUCACGACAAUAUGCCCCAGAAGGCGGGCUCGGUGGUCGCACGAACAAGCUCGUCGAUGGCUGCUAUAGCCAUUGGGUCGGUUGUUGUUGGCCGUUAAUUGAAGCCAGCCUUGCUGGGCCGUCUAGUCUUAUGUUCGACGUAAACAAAACUAAAAAUUCUGACAUUGAUAUUCACAAUCUUUACAGUCGCGAAGGACUCGUCCGUUAUAUACUUUGCUGUGCGCAAGAGACCUCCAAAAGGGGUGGUAUGAGAGAUAAGCCAGGCAAGUCUCCUGAUGCGUACCAUACUUGCUACGUACUCAGUGGGCUUUCCUCAGCUCAACACGUUACGCGUUUGCUUUCCUCGGAUGGUCAAGGGAUGAUGACGCAUUCGGAAUAUGACGUCUCGCCGCACCACGGAAACCCCCAGAUUUAUGAUGAGGAAGACCGAGUGAGCCCAACCGAUCCUGUAUAUUUUAUACCUGAGGGGAAACGGAAAGAGAUCAUGUCAUAUUUCCUAUCGAAGCCGGGGUUUUGACCCGCUUGUGGCCGCAUAUCAAGAGGCCUAUCCGACGCUACGCCGGGCCAAUACGAGGAAGGCUGAAAAAUUUCCCUCGAAAUCCUACGAUGCUUCGAUCUUUCCUUCGCCCAUGAACCGUGAGUGUCAGCAUUACGGCUUCUCACGUGUCGUAUUAUAUAGCAUAGCUUCACUAAUAUGCUUUGUAUGAGUCUGACAAAUUACCCCCUUGGUCGAGACGGUUUAACCUGCGAAGUUGCCUACCUAUAUGGGCAUGCC
Annulohypoxylon truncatum is the source of this 2128-nucleotide messenger RNA. RefSeq names its product terpenoid cyclases/Protein prenyltransferase. The record is from RefSeq and is a predicted model, not a curated record. Bases 344 to 1870 code for a protein of 508 amino acids. The transcript has 5 exons. Gene Ontology annotation, molecular function: protein farnesyltransferase activity. Gene Ontology annotation, cellular component: protein farnesyltransferase complex. Gene Ontology annotation, biological process: protein farnesylation. NCBI's taxonomy places the organism in Eukaryota, Fungi, Ascomycota, Sordariomycetes, Xylariales, Hypoxylaceae.